AUGGCUUCUCGUAUGGACAAUAUUGUCACCGGACCGAUCCCUGCACGCGGAUUCUCUGACGCGACGUUGCACGUUCGCACUCGCGCGAACGGGGCGAAGGACGGCGCCGGUACUUGUAUGUUCGAAGGCAUUGACGUUGAAGUUUUCCAGUCGACUUCGAACCUGUUCCGUAAGUUGUAUGCACGUGCGUUUGCUGCCGGCCACCACAACCAUGUAUACAUUGUAUGGAAGGAUUUCCACAUUGUGGACUGCUAUGUCAAGUGGCUUCACGACCGAAUCGUCCAUCGCAUCCCAGCUGAGGAAGUGAAGUCUAAGCGGCAAUACCAACACACUGUGCUCAAGUAUCCUAAACACCCGCUGAAGGAGUAUAGCCCGCUUGUUCAAGAUAUGCAUACACUUAUCAACAUGUGGCUGUUCGGUUUCUAUGUCGAGGACGCUACGUUCAUGGACACCAUCAUGUCCUUCUUGGAGGAGCUGUUACAGGAGUCCCAUGAGCCUGAGUACGACGAUGGGGACUCUACUCGAGAGACGUUCUUUCGUCUCCUGAAGCCAUCUGUCAUCGACGCUAUCUGGUCCCACACUACUCGAGGGGCGAAGCUUCGGGCUUUCGUGGUUGAUUACCUUCUUAAGUACGGCACACACAUUGAUAUUCUCCGAUUCAAUGGUACUAUCGUCGAGGAGGCCAAGGUCAGCGCAGUUGAGUCUGCUCCGCCUACUCCCGUCAAGUCUCGUAAGUCGCGUGCUGACUCUGCCCGUCCUUAUCGUUCAAUUCGCCAAGACACCACUCCGUCUCAAGUGUCAAGCUCAGAGUCCUCUACUGAUGACAGUAACACCAAGGUGGAGGAUUCACCGCAGACCUUUCCGCCUGAGUUCAUCACGGAGCUGAACAACGCUCAACGCGGCUCCCUCCUAGUCUCGCAGCUCCCUAUUGAGAUCCAGUCGUUCUACCAUGACCAGGUGCGGGUGUUCCUUCCUCCCCUACCGUACUCUUUCGAGAUGACCUGUAUAGAAUCAUACACGGAGCCUUGCCUGUCUGCUUACGGCGAGUUCAACGGCCUCGUGGUGCGGAAGACACAGCAACUUACAUCCAUGUAUCAGCUGCACACUGUUGCGUUCCGCAUAGCCUUCUUCAAGGCAGUCUACGGAGAGGGUCAGACGGUCCUCCGCUCCACGUACUGGGACACGGAGGGUGAAGUUCAGGCGCAGCCAGCUAGCGGCAACCACCUCUCUAAUACUGGCGGGACGAGCAUGAGCUGUGUAUACCACCAGCAUACCAAGGAUGGUGCUUGUUGGGUGCUUGGAAAGCGCUUUCGCCAGGGCGUCCCGGUGCCGGUUGCUCCUCAGCCAGCCAAUGUUUAG
Messenger RNA from Didymosphaeria variabile, 1359 nucleotides. RefSeq lists its product as uncharacterized. Lineage: Eukaryota; Fungi; Ascomycota; Dothideomycetes; Pleosporales; Didymosphaeriaceae. The record is from RefSeq and is a predicted model, not a curated record. The coding region runs from base 1 to 1359 and encodes 452 amino acids. The transcript has a single exon.